Pyricularia grisea is the source of this 2322-nucleotide messenger RNA. RefSeq lists its product as uncharacterized. Gene Ontology annotation, biological process: peptidyl-serine phosphorylation; peptidyl-threonine phosphorylation. The coding region runs from base 1 to 2322 and encodes 773 amino acids. The record is from RefSeq and is a predicted model, not a curated record. Gene Ontology annotation, molecular function: ATP binding; protein serine/threonine kinase activity. Lineage: Eukaryota; Fungi; Ascomycota; Sordariomycetes; Magnaporthales; Pyriculariaceae. The transcript is spliced from 3 exons.
AUGCCGCCACUCACACGGUCUCGAUGUUGGACUAACUCGAACACGAGCCCGUAUCCCUUGCAUUACGCCACUCCGCCACCAGCAACCGCGACCAGCGCCGAAGACAGCGACCAAAGGGAGCGCCUUGAAAACCUCCUGAGGAGUGCACAGGUCCCCUCCAAAUGGACCGAAGCUCCGGGUCGGGAAUUCGUCCCGUCCAAGAAGCUGGAAGAGCUGGUAACGAGGGACGCGGUCAGGGCCGAGCUAGAAGCCGGCCCGACUCAAUUCACGCGCCGGAAGCUGCAAAAGAUACUUGGUGCGGUUUGCGGAACUCCAAAGGACCCGCAGCGCGCGUCCGCCCGGCGGUUGUUUGCCAUCCUCGUCCUGAUCGGGGAGGCGGCACUGAUCGGCGGCGUCAUAGAAGAACGCAUCACCGAUGACCAUCUCCCGCUCCUGUAUACUCGCAGCCACCGCGGUGCGCCCAAAGUACUAUGUAGGAGAGCGCCGCGUGGACAAGAUCCAAUCGUGUGCCAGAGCCUCGCCCACCUUCCGGCACGGGACCAGGAGGCGUUUGAGUCAAAGCAGUAUACCAUCCACGUGCCGUCGUUCCGGUUGAGUUCCGCCUCUGCGCCCGAGAUACAGCACUUGACGCUAGACUGGGACAUGAUGCUGCCGUUUGUCAGCGACGAGGACGCGGCCGAGGAUGAGUACGGGUUCGCCGCCGCGUUUGCGGCGCAGCCAAGAGUCGGCCAUGGGGACUCGGCAGCGUCGUCGGGUACGCGGACGGGGGGUUUUGGUGAGGUCCGCAAGAUCAGGAUACAUCCUCAGCAGUACAAUUGUCAAGAUUUCCCGACAUCAGAAAGCAGCAACAACUGCUUUGCUCUAAAGAUCCUAAAGGUCAACACGCGCAAAGAGGUUUUUGCUCGGGAAAGGACGAGCCUGGAGCGUCUCAUGGCAAGCCCCCACGCAAACAUUGUCUGCCUCCUGGGGACUAUGGAGCGUCAGAGUCCUCACUUGGGGAACAGCAGGUACUACUUUAUCUUCCCCUGGGCCGACUCCAACCUGCACGACUUCAUCACGACCAAGCACCCGAAACUCUCCAGCCUGAGUAGAGACGUGGCGCUGGUGAGGUGGAUGGCGCGGCAGAUGCUAGGGCUGGCCGAGGCGCUCAAGCUCGUGCACCGGACCGAGGGCGUGGGCGCGGUGGACACGAAGAAGACGCACGGGCGGCACGGCGACAUCAAGCCGCAAAACAUCCUCUGGUACCGCGGGGUCGGAGACGAUAUGGGCACGCUCAAGCUCGCCGACUUUGGCGCGGCCGAGUUCCACUCGGAGCACUCGGUCAACGUCCAGGCCGAGCUGGCGCAGCACUCACCCACGCACCGGGCGCCCGAGCACGACACGUCUGCGUUCGUCACCCCGCGCGUCGACGUCUGGUCGCUCGGCGCCGUCCUGCUCGAGCUCGUGGUUUGGUACAUGUGCGGGUACCAAGGGUGGAAGGACUUUACCAGAGCGAGGUCGGAAGAGGACGACGGCGUGAAUGUGGGCAGGAUGAUCCAGCUGGACAAAUAUUUUAAUGUGGUCAGACGGGAUGGCAUUCCUAGGGAUGCGUUUGUGAAGGAAGCUGUGCAUAAACAAAUAUCAGACCUUCGAGACCACGGACUAUGCAGCUCAUACUUCGCCAAGGUUCUCGACAUAAUUGAACAGAAAAUGCUCAUCAUUCCAUUCAACGACCGCAUAUCAUGCAGGGAUCUCGUUCGCAAGUUCCAGACCCUCAGCCGAAAAUGUCAAGACUCAGAACCCUUCUGUACUGAACCGCACUAUCGUAUCACCGCCGCAAUGAGCGCCACCCCGACAUCCAGCUCAUCCGCCCCGAGGACCCCUGAGGAGCGGCCCGGUCUCUCAGAAAUGGGAUCCAACUUCAGCAGCGUUCCGAGCCAGCCACCAAAAGCUGAAGUCUGGAGUCUUUCCCCGUUGGUCGGGGGCUACCAGACCCCCAUGACUAGCAGGGAAAACACGCAGGAGUUUGACGUGCUGUUCACCGAGCAACCAGAAACCUGCGACACGGCCCAGGGCGCAGUCAAGGCCCCGCUGAGGAAGAGCGAUAGCGUGCCCGAGGAUGGACGGCAACACAACGUGCCGCCCAAGGGGGCUUACCUGUCAACGUCUACUGUAAACUGCUCACGGCCAACGAGUAAAGUCGCCACGUCCUUCUCAAGUCUGAGGAAUGAGCUUACCGUGGAUGGGUGCUUGUCGUUGAGCUCCGGUAGGAAAAGGACUAACAGGGAGAUGUUUGAGGAUGAAUACAGACCACGGAAGAUCGUGAAACGACUAACAAAAUGA